UAUAUGUGUUUGCCCGUUUGUUUAUGGUUCCAUACUCGCAUAAUACACAUUAUAUGUUAAAUAUAUUCAUAUUCGAUCCUUGGUCCUCGGUUUCGUCGAGAUCUCAGAGGGCAUCUACCAAUCCCGUCCUCUGGUCUCGCUUGUUUUCACAGCAGCAAGCAUGCUUGAAAAGGAGUUCUUCACGGAAUAUGGAGAGGCCAGUCAAUAUAAAAUCCUAGAAGUUGUUGGCAGGGGAAGCUAUGGCGUUGUUGUGUCUGCAAUAGAUACACAUACUGGAGAGAAAGUAGCUAUUAAAAAAAUGACAAAUAUCUUUGAGCAUGUCUCUGAUGCAACGCGCAUUCUCAGGGAGAUCAAGCUUCUUCGGCUGCUACGACACCCAGAGAUUGUGGAAAUAAAGCAUAUAAUGCUUCCUCCCUGUAGAAGAGAAUUCAAAGAUAUUUAUGUUGUUUUUGAAUUGAUGGAGUCAGACCUUCACCAGGUGAUAAAGAUGAAUGAUGAUCUCACUCCUGCACAUCAUCAAUUUUUCUUGUACCAGCUACUUCGAGCUCUAAAAUAUAUGCAUACAGCACAUGUCUUUCAUCGAGAUAUAAAGCCAAAAAACAUUCUUGCUAAUGAGGACUGCAAACUAAAAAUUUGUGAUUUCGGGCUUGCUCGUGUGUCAUUUACUGAUACAGCUUCUGCAAUUUUUUGGACUGAUUAUGUGGCAACUCGAUGGUACCGUGCUCCCGAACUAUGUGGUUCAUUUUCUUCGGAGUACACCCCGGCCAUUGAUAUCUGGAGCAUUGGCUGUAUAUUUGCGGAAUUGCUGACUGGAAAACCCUUGUUUCCCGGGAAAAAUGUGGUGCAUCAAUUGGAUCUCAUAACUGACUUACUUGGCACUCCUCCUGCUGAAUCCAUUGCACGGAUUGGGAAUGAGAAGGCUAGAAGUUAUUUGAAUAGCAUGAGGAAAAAGUCUCCAAUUCCUCUCUCUAAAGUGUUUCCUAAUUCAGAUCCAGUGGCUCUGCGUCUACUGAAGCGUCUGCUUGCAUUUGACCCAAGGGCUCGUCCAUCUGCUGAGGAGGCUUUAGCUGAUCCCUAUUUUCAUGGUCUGGCAAAUGUGGAAAAUGAACCGUCAACACAACCCUUUUCGAAGCUUGAGUUCGAUUUUGAAAGGACGAUGCUAACAAGAGAGGAUGUAAGAGAGUUGAUAUACAGAGAGAUUUUGGAGUAUCAUCCACAAAUGCUGCAGGAGUACCUCCAAGGCACACAUCAGAUUAGCUUCAUGUAUCCUAGUGGAGUUGAUCAAUGUAAAGAACAGUUUGCCCUUCUUGAAGAACUUGAAGAACACAGUCAAAGUGAAAACAGCCCUCCACACCUUAGGAAGCAUGCCUCCUCCUUGCCCAGAGAGCGAGUCUGUACAGCAGACGAAGUUGAUGACUGCGGAACGCUUAGUGCAGGUUUUGUGUCUUGUGCAAGCAUACAUAGUCCUCCAAGGUCCCAAGGGACUCGGGAAUUGCCUUCUCCUUCUGCACAUGCUGUAGCUGUGCAGAGCAUCGCAAGCAAACCCAAGUGUCGCAACCUACUGAGGAGUGAUAGCAUUGGUGCUUCCAGUUCCAGGUGUGUCGUGUAGAUUGAAAUUAUAUGACACUGCGUGCUAUAAGCGAUGCACAGAGAAUAAUAAUUCAGCUUAUUAUUUGGAAUUUGGAAUUGGUUCCGGGCAAAACUUUGCCCUUCGAUGAUGGCGAUAAUUUGUAGUUGGUUUCGGGUAAAACCUUUGAUGAUGACGAUAAUUUGUAAUUUAUUUUAACUUAAGAAUUGAACCUUAAUUUGAUCAUUUGUUAGAUUACACUUUUUUCAUUUGUUUUUUUUUUCCCCUGUUGCUUCACAAGAUCAUUGUAUGCCGGAUAUGAAAUAUAAAAUUUUAAAGUGAGGCACCGAAGCUUCAGUGCUA
This is a messenger RNA of Tripterygium wilfordii, 1930 nucleotides long. RefSeq names its product mitogen-activated protein kinase 17-like. Gene Ontology annotation, biological process: protein phosphorylation; intracellular signal transduction. The record is from RefSeq and is a predicted model, not a curated record. Gene Ontology annotation, cellular component: cytoplasm; nucleus. NCBI's taxonomy places the organism in Eukaryota, Viridiplantae, Streptophyta, Magnoliopsida, Celastrales, Celastraceae. The coding region runs from base 161 to 1609 and encodes 482 amino acids. Gene Ontology annotation, molecular function: MAP kinase activity; ATP binding. The transcript has 10 exons.